AACUACAGAUUUUAUACAUAUAGAAGCGCGAGUAUCAACUUGUCAACAAAAACGUUAGAAAAAAGUUUUGCUUCUUGAAAUUUAUUUGGAAGAAUUUAAUAUGAGUUUGUCGUUCAGGGCAGAGUUUGCUUUGGAUAAAAGUAAGAAGAAAAAGAAAAGAGAAUUAGCUAAUGAACAGAAACAAGAAAUAAAGGAAGCGUUUGAUUUAUUUGAUACCGAUAAAGAUAGGGCUAUUGAUUAUCAUGAAUUAAAGGUGGCUAUGAGGGCAUUGGGAUUUGAUGUGAAAAAAGCUGAUGUUCUUAAAAUCUUACGUGACUAUGAUAGAGAAGGAAGUGGAAAAAUCACUUUUGAGGAUUUCAAUGAAGUCAUGACAGAUAUGAUGCUUGAAAGAGAUCCCCAAGAAGAAAUUGUUAAAGCUUUCAAGUUAUUUGAUGAUGACAGCUCCGGAAAAAUAAAUCUUAGAAAUUUAAGAAGAGUUGCCAGAGAAUUAGGAGAGAAUAUGACAGAUGAAGAACUUCGAGCAAUGAUAGAUGAAUUUGACAGGGAUGGAGAUGGAGAGAUUAAUGAAGAAGAGUUCUUAGCUAUAAUGACAGGAGAUACGUAAUAUAGCUGACCAUAUUGAUAUUAUACAGGGACUAAUUUUAUAUAAUAAUCAUUGUUAAUCUUUCAUAUUGUUCAUUCAAGUGCGAAGACAACUUCUUAAAAAAAAACAGUUAUUUGAUUAACUCAAAUAUAUUUGUAUUAUUGGAGCGUAAGCUCCCAGUGGGAAAGAAGAUUUUCUUUUUUUCAAUUCAGAUUUGACUAUGUCCAUAUUUCACCCCUGGUUAAUUCUAAGCUAUAUUUAUCAAUGUAGAGAGAUAUCCCUCCCACUUGAAUUAACACAUCAAGAUCCAUUUCACUUAAAGCAAUUGGUCGUCAUAUGCAUUUUUCCAACUACGUCUAAAUCUUCAUGGCUUAAGCAACUCCAAAAAGCACUCAAAUUGAUUAUUUACAUUUAAUUAAGGGACAAGAUAUAUCAACGUUCUUUAAUCUCCCAGUUUUGUUUCUAACAGGUAAGAAAGAGGCCCAUGAAAAUUUUUUAUCGGAUAGGUGGUGCCAGCUUGUUUAUAUAGGAUAUAGAUGAAACAGUAUAGGUUGAAAAUGUCCUAGAUUAUUCAUAAUGGCUCUAAAAAGCAAUUCUUAUUUUUUAUGAAUCCAAUGGUAAAUAUUUUUUUAUGAAUUUUGACUAUUUGGUUUACAGCAGUUUUGACCAUAUCCCAUUUUUAUCACCUGUUGCGAAAUUUCCACUUCAUCCUAUCUUUGUAAUCGGGAGUGUAACAUUCUAAAGGUUCAACUUCCACAAAAUUACUCAACUGGCAAUUAGCAGUUUUAACUGUGUAAUUAAAAAUAUCCUAACUAACAACUACACUGUUCAAAAUGAAAAAAAUGCAUGUAAGUUUUAUUCUAAAAUGUACCCCAGAUAUUUAUUCAACAAUCUUUUUGUCCCACGCAAUUGAAGAUGUCUUGUCCUAUUACAUGUCUAGACUAUCACAUAAAUAACUUAAGAAAAAUAGUCUCUUGCUUAGCUAGCAUUUAAUAUUAUUUGUAUAUUUUAUAUGAGACCUAGUAAUUUGAAUAGGAAACAUGUUGAGGUUACAGUUCAUGACAUGCAUUUUUAGAAAGCCUGCCCUCGAUUUAACGAUGUGAUGUUGAUCAGAAAAUAGUCAACAUAUUCCCAGAAUAUAAAACCAAUCUAAAGCUAGCCAGUAUUACAGUUAUUACAAGAUCUAUUGUUGACCUUAUUUAUGUUUACAUAAUGUACAUUUUAAAUGAUUUACUUACUAUCAUUCAUUAUGAAAUUCUGUUUUCUAGCUCAUGUGGUCUUUUUUAUAUUUAACCACAAUGAUAUCAGUGUGAUACAUCAUUCACUUAUCUUUAUAUUGAACUCUGUUUAAAAUUAGAUACAUUCCUCUCCCAGGGUCUACUGUCUGUGAACUGUUCCUGAAAAUGUCCUUUGUUUUAGGUGCUUUUGUAUUGUUACUUUCAUGAUAACUGUCAUAAAUGAUGGAAGCAUCUGAUAUUUACAUUUUAAGGUCUAUAAAGUUAAGUCUGUGUAUCUCAUUCUUAUCUGAUUAAGUGUGUUAGGUCAAAUGUAUUUUUUUUGUCUCACUUAAAUGUGCUAGUCUUAUGUUUUGUAUUGUUUAGGGGGGUUUUUUUUGUAAUUCAUUGAUCACAUGUUAGUGUUAUUAAUCAAAAUGUUUAAAGAUGUUCAACGUAUUGUUCUCUUAUGCAAAAUCAGAAUUAAAAUAUUCUAUACAUUUUUUAAUAUAAAAUUUAUUUUGUUAUGCCCUUAAUUACUUCUAUCACCCAAUAAUACAUUCUACAGUAGAUAUCGCUUAGGAGAUAUGCUUUACAUGAAUUUGAUUGGUCAAUCAAAAAGGAACUACUUUUUUUAUUUUCAAAGAACAGUUCAUUUUUAUUAAAUGUAUCUUCUUUCUUAUUAAAAAGGAACUAUUUUUAUUGGCCUUGAUGGAAACACUGGGUCAAUAUAAAGGGCUUUGCAAUGGUUGAACUGCUGUCACAAAAUAAUAUAUACUAUUCAAAAAAAGUAGGGGAUAUUUGAUUUUUAAGUGUUAUUAAAGUCACCUAAUGAAACUGACGAAGAAACAAAUGACAAAAUGAAAUGAAGUUCACAUUCAUCGAUUUAUUCCAAAUGAUCGUUAGACUAAGUAAGGCACAGACUAAC
Molecule: messenger RNA, 2725 nt
Organism: Patella vulgata (common limpet)
Lineage: Eukaryota; Metazoa; Mollusca; Gastropoda; Patellidae
Product: centrin-3
Exons: 6
Coding region: 101-604 (167 amino acids)
Biological process (GO): spindle pole body duplication
Cellular component (GO): microtubule organizing center
Molecular function (GO): calcium ion binding; microtubule binding
Source: RefSeq, a predicted model, not a curated record